Callorhinchus milii (elephant shark) is the source of this 1770-nucleotide messenger RNA. RefSeq names its product methyltransferase 1, tRNA methylguanosine (gene mettl1). The transcript has 6 exons. NCBI's taxonomy places the organism in Eukaryota, Metazoa, Chordata, Chondrichthyes, Chimaeriformes, Callorhinchidae. Gene Ontology annotation, cellular component: tRNA methyltransferase complex. The record is from RefSeq and is a predicted model, not a curated record. Gene Ontology annotation, biological process: tRNA methylation; RNA (guanine-N7)-methylation. Gene Ontology annotation, molecular function: tRNA (guanine(46)-N7)-methyltransferase activity. The coding region runs from base 224 to 994 and encodes 256 amino acids.
AGCAACGCCCUAGCAACGGAUGCGCGCGCACGCAUCGCACGCACGCGGAACGCAGAGUGACGCUCGCGGCCGGAGUGACGGUUUACUUUCAAACCGGCAUUUCUUUCCCCCCCUCUCUCUGCGCUCGCCGUGUGCACUCCCCUCUCUCGCCGUGUGCACUCCCCUCUCUCUCUUCUUGUUUUUUUAAUAUCUUUUUUUAUCCGGAAAAAAGGAUCCCGCAAAGAUGGCGGCGGCCGCCUCUGCACCGCAGAAGCGUUAUUACCGGCAGCGUGCUCACUCCAACCCCAUGGCGGAUCAUGUCUUCCAGUAUCCAGUGAACCCUGAAAGAAUGGAUUGGUCUCAAUACUACCCUGAGUACUUCAAACCACGCCCUGAAAACAACCAUCAUGUUGAUAGCAAAGAUCUUGUAACUGGAAAAAAAUCACAAUUUCGGGUGGAAUUUGCAGACGUAGGUUGUGGAUAUGGCGGGUUACUAGUUGAGUUAUCUCCUCUCUUUCCCAAUGUGUUGAUGCUUGGUCUGGAAAUCCGAGUGAAGGUAUCUGACUAUGUCAUAGAUCGCAUUGACUCUCUGAGAGCUUCCAACCCUGGAAAGUACCAGAACAUCGCUUGCAUCAGAAGCAACGCAAUGAAGUAUUUACCAAACUUCUUCCAAAAAGGGCAGCUAAGCAAGAUGUUCUUCCUUUUCCCAGACCCACAUUUCAAAAAGACGAAGCACAAGUGGAGAAUUAUUAGCUCCACUCUGCUGGCUGAAUACGCUUAUGUACUGCAUGUUGGGGGUCUUGUUUAUACAAUUACAGAUGUGCAGGAAGUGCAUGAAUGGAUGCUGAAACAUUUCACAAAUCACCCACUUUUUGAACAUGUCCCAUUAGAAGAAUUGAAAGAUGAUGUGAUUGUUGAGCGUCUCAGUGCAUGCACAGAGGAAGGCAAGAAGGUGCUGAGGAACAGAGGUCAGAAUUUCACUGCUGUGUUUAAACGGGUUGACGAAAAAUCAUAAGUCAGAAAUCUGAAGAGGAAAAUUCCUGAAAGCAGCACUUCUUGCUGACUGUUGUAAAAAAAAUGCAUAAAUUGGAACAAACUGGACACAUGUACAAACAACACGUGGCUGCGGAGAUUGUGUGAAGAGAAUGUCCCACAUCUUUAAACCUAUUUAAAUCAAAAGGAAAAUAUACCAUCCGGAGUCUUCAAAGAAAAGCCAGGAGUUGAUAGUUUUAUAUACAAGGCUAUACCAUAAUGAGUUGAUAUUUUGAUGUGUUGGUUCACAGUGAAAGCAUCAGUUUGGAAAUCUGUAGCCAUCAAAUGACAUUUUUAUUUACUCUUUGUGUCUAUUUUGAAUUUUAACCACAGCAAUAAAUGAGAGGUAUAUCAUUAAAAAUGUUAUGCAAUAUGAAAAUCCUGCAGAAGGCAGGCCUUGGCAAUAACUGCUGCUCAUUUUAGUAGCUGCAGAUUCUUCACGUGGUUGAGGCUGUGCUUCAGUUUUAAGAAGAUCCUCAAUCCUAACCACACUUCCAAACUGUUGCACAGGUGAGGACUCACCAAGACAAACAUAAGUGGAGCUCCUUAUUAGUCCUGCCUAGUAUUGCUGUAUCAUUUUCCCUCACAUAGUGGAGUGUGAAUUCUGGAGACAUUACAAUUGUAGUUAUCUGGGAAAACUAAUUGUGAACUGAAUAUUUUUUGCUGUAAAUGUAUUACGGAUAUAACUGAAUUAAACAUCAUAAGGAUCCUGGUGAUUCUGAGAAUCGACCAUAUUGAUCCUUACUGGCAUGAAUCAAA